Molecule: messenger RNA, 1227 nt
Organism: Fusarium pseudograminearum CS3096
Lineage: Eukaryota; Fungi; Ascomycota; Sordariomycetes; Hypocreales; Nectriaceae
Exons: 1
Coding region: 1-1227 (408 amino acids)
Source: RefSeq, a predicted model, not a curated record
AUGUCUACUGAAGCACAAUCACCCGAAGAGGUCAGCGGUCAAUCCGCAUUUUGGAUCCUCGCUUCAUUGGCCGCGGCAGCCGUUGUCCUCCCCUCUACCAGCAGUCGCAUGUCAGGUCGGGAUCUUUUCGGCGGCAACAUCGACCUUGUGCGAUGUAUCCCAGGGGUUUCCCUGCUCGAUGGGAUUUGUGACACAAUCUUGCUGUGCAUGAGCACCUACAGAGUCCUCAGGGCACCCAAGCCAGUGCAACGUGCACGUCGAGCGUUGCCAAAAGUCAGCGUCGUUGCCGCCAAGCUGAUGCUGUCAAUCUUUACUGUGUUUCCCCAGAUUAUCAAAGCUAUCAGCUUGGAAGGUGUUCCAGCAACACAGUUCUGCGCCUUUGUCUUCUUUUACGCAACCACUACCAGACUUCUGAUUGACCUGUGUGGCUUGGAGCCUGAGGAACCAUUCACUCCCCCAGACGAAGGAGAUAAUUCUCUGGAUAUCAUUGUACUUCUCGCCUUACCCUUCCAGGCUCCCUUCCAACUUUGGAUCUGGCAUAGAAUCGUUCUCUCAGUCAAGUUCCAGCUAUCAGACACCUUUUACCAAAUCUGUACCUGGUCCUCGCUUGUGUGCAGCCUGCUGCUGAUAAUACAGCUUAUUAUCUGGAUGCUGUAUGUAGCUUCACGUCGAAAAUUCGAUAUCACGGCUUCACCCCAUGUUAUCCCUGUUCGAGCGUUCUGGCUUUUUAUCACGGCUUUGGCUGCAACAAGAAAGCCAGGCAGACAUGAAGACCGCCAGGCAAAGUCACAGGCUAAAAUACCGCCACCUGGAGCUUUGGAUAAAUUGGUUCAAGCUGCGGGUUCGAUGAUCUGUGCGAUUCUUUUAAGUAUAUUGGUGGCCAAGGCUUUAAAUCUCAUGGGUAGAUUGUUUGCCCUGCCAAUUGAGACCACUGAGGCGUCCGAAGCUUUGACGGAAGAAGGGGAACAUCCAACCGAUGAUAGCCAACAAGGCGCGGAUGCGGAAAAAGACGAAGAAAAGCCCCCAGUCGAACCAGAAGGGGGCCGGUUGGGAAGACUAGGUGGUAUCGUUGAUCGUUGGCUUGUGCGAUUUCUCCUCAUGGACACAACAGCCGACGUCAGUAUCACGCUGACAGUCUUUAAUCUGAUAACCACAAUUAUUUACUAUCUCGUAUACUUUGAUGGAACUGGAACGGUCAAUCCAGGAUGGACAAGCGUACUAGGCUAG